CUAGCUAGCUGCACUAGCAUCUGCAAAAGUAAGUUUUCUUCAUCAUGAUGGUUAUAGGUUAUGUAAAGGUUUUCAACUUGCCUCCUGCUAAUGUUUCUGGUGCUGUGUAUACAUUUACCUGUGUCCCAAGGGAUGUACAAAGUACAUGAGCAUAUUCCUUUCUCAUCAGAGAGGCAGAAGCAGAUCAGACGUGAUCAGAAGCUCAUACCAAAAACAAAAAACCAAAAAAAAAAAAAGAGAGAAAAUGAGGUAUUCUUCUUCCCCUCUUAACCAGAAGAACCGUGGUUAACACAGUUAUGUAGGAUAUGAAAAAUGAUGGUGUUAAUUGCAUACCUACCUGCCUCUACAAUUGGCAGCCUGCCUGCAGAAGACUCCAACCAUAAGGUUAAGUUGUCUUCUCUGAAGGAAAGAGAUGUCCCAGCCCAUUCAACAGAGACUAUGUCAAUUUUCAUGGAUACAUCUGUAUUCUCUGGCACAUGGAGGCAGAGAAAAUUAAUUCAUAUUUGUUCUCUGUGAGAUGUUCACUGAGAAGAAUGAAGCUUGAAUUUCAUUCCCUUGUGCAAUUACUUGCUAGGAGAGUUAUAACAACGGCUUAUAGAAGAGAGAAGAUAAAAAAUACUUAUUGCCAAAGUAGUCCAUAGCUACACAACCAAAGGAGCUGUAACUUUGUGAUUAACUCUGAUCAAGGAGCUGGCUUUUUGAAUGGAAAUCUCCUGUAUUGUGAGUGGGUGAAUGAGCAACAACUGAACAAUAGGUCAAUAGGCAACUUCAGGAAAAAGGAAGCUAAUAAGCAGAUAUGACCACCUGAGACGUGUCCACUGAUAUCCCUAAUCCAGCGAGUUUUAGCUGCUGGGGAUUAUGAGCAGAAAAAGUUGCAUAUAGUGGAUGGAUUCAAAUGCUGCCCCUAAUUAGCAUUGCCUACUUCCACUUCCAAAGGCUAAUUACUGGGUUAGGUGAGCUACUGACCCGAUCCAGUUCUUAUGUGCCUGUAGGUGAAAACUCCUCCCAGGGAAAAUGCUCCCCAUCUCACUGGCAGCCAAAUUGAGGUGCCAAGAACCGCUGCAGUAGUUUUGAGUGAAAGGACUCCGUACUUUGGGGAAUGUGACAAAUGCAGUGCAGUGAGAGUGUGUUGACCAUUUGUGGUAGCCUCAGUGCAACCCCAGGUUGCCUGAGCUUCAUGCAGUUGAUGGCCCACACGCUCCAGUUUUCCUCUGCCCGAGCAUCCUCAGUGCACCAGGCGGGCCCCAAGGCUUCAGACUUGAAACGAACGCACCAAACCUCACAUACUCAGGAAUUACUUGUUAAGGCAGAAAUAUGGCAACCAUCCCCUUGAGAGGGUAUAAUCUGGCAAGCUGGUAAGGGAAUUUGAGGAAUGCUAAGCCUCACAUGCAGGAGUGACGCACCGACCUGCCCUCCUCUGGCGGCACAAGACUCAGUGCCUGGCGACAAAGCCAAUGGGACAGUGUACGGUUGCACUCACUGAACAAAUGUUUGGUGCUUCCUUUGGGAUAAUGCUUUUUGGCGUUUACUGAUCACCUUUUCUUCAAGACAAAAGGAGGCUGCAUGUGCCAAGAGAGAGUGCGACCGCAGACUGCUGUAACCCACAUUGCUCUGGUCUCAGGCUUUAGUGCAAACUUCAUUGGAUCUACACAGAGCCACAACACGCUCUGCUGGGCAGGUUAAACAAACCACUCUCUAGUGGACUGUUUAAGCUGGCCCAAUGUCAAACAUGCCGCUUUUGGCUCCUCCAGCAGCAAGAUCAGGAGCAACUUCUGGAUCGGUGCAAGAGACCAACAGGAUGCAGAGAAGAUGAAGACUGGGGGAACCUGGUUGGUUAUGCCUGCUAAUUGGCCACGGCUUGCUGCCUUCGGGACCCAGACAUUUUUCAAAUGAAUGGAGAAAUAUGAUGGAUCUCAGAAAAACCAAGGUGCUUGUUUUCCUUGUGGGGCUCAGCUUUGCCAGCUUAUGUUAUUUUUACGUGAAUUUGACUGGACUCUCUAUGUUCUAUGGCAAAAAACAAAAUUGUACACUACAGGCAUUUAGGAGAAUUGAAGGAAACUUCUUGCAGCUCCCAGAUAUAGAUUGCCAUAAGAACCCACCUUUCCUUGUCCUGCUUGUGGCAUCCUCAUGUAAAGACAUCGAUGCCAGGAGAGUCAUCCGGCAAACCUGGGGGAAGGAGAGAACGGUGGCUGGCAAGCGCCUGGUGACGUAUUUCCUCUUGGGAGCCCCUGUGGAUAACGGGCAGCAGGCUGACAUCAGUGCUGAAAGCCAAGAAUACAAAGACAUUAUUCAAAAGGAUUUUGUGGACACAUACUACAAUUUGACUUUAAAGACCAUGAUGGGAAUUGAAUGGAUUCACCAGUUUUGUAAUCAGUCCAGCUUUGUGAUGAAAACUGACGUAGAUGUGUUUGUCAAUGUUUUUUACCUCACUGAGCUGCUUCUAAAGAAAAAGAGGACCACAGGCCUUUACACAGGCUUUCUAAAACUGCAUGAGCACCCCAUAAGGAAAAACGACAGCAAGUGGAACGUGAGGAUUGAAGAAUACUCGGGUAAGACCUACCCGCCAUUUUGUUCAGGGACUGGCUAUGUUUUAUCCACCGAUGUUGCUAGUCAGAUCUAUAAUGUUUCGGAGAGCAUUCCAUUCAUCAAACUGGAGGAUGUGUUCGUAGGACUGUGCCUUGACAAAUUAAAAAUUCAGCCGGAGGAGCUCCAUUCAGAACAGACGUUUUUUCCAGAAAAGAUUCCAUUCUCUGUUUCUCGCUUUAAGAAAAUUGUGACGUGCCAUGAAGUAAGCUUAUCUGAACAGCGAAGCUACUGGAAUCAGUUACUGACAGAAGAACAUGGGAAAGUGCUCUAGCACCUUCCCUGAUUGAAUUAACAAACUAAAAUGCUUUGAAUUUACAGGGCUGCUUUUGACUCCAGCAAAACUCUCAAUUAACUCUAGAUCCAUCAUGUUGAAGACAUUUCUUACGGUUGUUUUAGUCCCCAUUUCUGCCUCAGAGCACUGUAACAUCUUUCUCUCCCAUUCACUUCUGCCUCUUUCCAUCUCUUCUCUACAAAAGCGACUUCUUUUUUUUUUCUUUCUUUCUUUUUUUUCUUUCUGGAAGAUGCAGGCCCACAAGGCUGCCUUCUCCAUGGAUGAGCUCUCAAAAUCAUGCUGCUAUUGGCCAGGGAAUGUUUCUGCAGUGCAAAAACAAGCAAACAAAAAACAACAAGAUACUUUCAUUUACAGAAAAUAAUUGCACCCUCUUCCCUCUCUCCCUUAAGAGAUUACUGCAUAUGCUUCCAUCUGGGCAGGUAUUUAAGAAAAGUUCCUGUAGCUGUCAAGAUGUUCCCCUCCUGGCAUAGGGAACUGUAGCCGUGUACUUUCAGUGAGCUCUGUGUGGGCAGAACUGUGUAGUGACAGAUAUCUCCCAUUCAGGCUACACAGAUUUUCCUUCUGAGGUGGAAGAAUUUGCCCAUGCAGCACUCUUGGUACAGCUUUAGGUAUAGCAGGUUACUUUGUGAUUGUGUAAGGCUACCGCAUUAUUUCUUUAUGCGUUCCUCCCAGUGGAAAUCAUCAGGUGAUGGAGCUGGAUCCAUAUCACAGAAUCAAGCAUAGCCUGGUUGAGGCUGGCAGUGAGCUCUGGAGAUCACCUGGCCUGACCCCCGCUCCCGUAGUGACACCCAGGGCUGAGUUCCCAGGCCCAUGUCCAGGCAGCUCCUGAAGAUCUCUGAGGAGGAGACUUCAUAGCCUCUCUAGGCAGCCUGUGCCAGUGCUCCGUCACCUGUACAUCACAGAAUCCCCCUUGAGCCUUCUCUUCUCCAGGCUCCUGCUCUCUCAGCCUUUCCUUGUAGAAGUGAUGAUCCAGACCCUUUGUCAUGUCAGUGGUCUUUUGUUGGACUGUCUCCAGUAUGUCCAUGAGGAGCCUCAGUGGAGAGUGUCCUGGUCUUCGCAAUACAGUGAACCUAGGAGACAUGUUUUAUGUUUGUGCUUCGCUUUGAUGGAUUGAAAGCUGCUAUAAAUGGUUGAUUAAAGCUAAACUACAGUCCCUUUCUGCAGGGAGAUAAACAGUACAUCUGAUUUAGACAUUUUCCCUAUGAGGAACUGGUUGUGUAUGAUGGAGAAGUUAGGAGGAUUUUUCUUUUUUCUUUUUUAAACAAGACUUAGUGAGAAAAUGUGUCAAAGUAAUCAUUCAGACUACAAACCUCAUUUCUUGUUUGAUUAGCAAGAAAAACUCGGAACAUCUUUAGGGUAUUUUGGGGUUUCAGAGAUAAGGAAUUGAGCCCUUACAGCACAUACGGUGAAAAAUAUUUGGGUUCUGGGAAGGGAACAAGGAGUUCAUAAAAUCAUGCCUUAUGCAGUACUCCUAUUUCAUUAAAUUGCACACAAAGUUCAGUUUUGCCAUCAAAGAAGUAGUAAAAAUGUGAAUUUGGAAAACAAGUCUUAUGAGGAGUGGCUGAAGGAACAGGGAUUGUUCAGUCUGGAGAAGAGGAGGCUCAGGGGAGACCUUAUUGCUCCCUACAACCACCUGAAAAGAGGUUUGUGGAGAGGUGGGGGUUGGCAUCUUCUCCCAGGUAACAGCAAUAGGAUGAGAGAGAAUGGCCUCAAGUUGCACGAGGGGACAUUCAGGUUGAAUAUUAGGGAAAACAUUCUCAGAAAGAGCAAUGAGGCACUGGCUCAAAUAAAGUCAGGGGACUAACAGGGGUAAUUAGGAUGGGUGAAAAAGCAAAUAGUGUCAGCCUUCCUGAGAAUUUUUGAGGAGGUGACGUGGAAAGAUCCAGCAACAAAGAGAGCAAGGAGUGAUUCAGAUGUUUUGGUCAUUCAGGGUUUCCAUGACAUAUUUUCUAAUACAGUAAUUCUAAUUCAGAAAUUCUGAUACAGCAUUCUGUUACUUAGGUUUUGUUUAUUUUUCUUAUUUCUGUUCUUUUUAUUUAACUUAGUGACAGUUGUGUAAGUGUCCUUUUUCACUUACCUGUGCCUGAAGAGCAGGAUAAGUAUUUUCAGCAGAAACAUGCCCUAUCCUGAUAGAUGUUGAGAGUUAUAUUAUGCAUUUUCUUCUGAUGUAAAGUAAAUGGAAGUAAAAUGCACUGUUUUUUUUUGACAGCUGAUAAUGUAAGAUUUUUUCUUUUUCCUUUUUUUUUUUUUUUUUGGUGGAAGAAUAACCUGCUCUAUUUUAAGUUGCCCAUUCAGAAAAUAGCCACGUGUAUGGUAUUAGCAGGGAGGUGGCUAACCAUGGGUGAGUGGCACAGGAGGUGUUUGCCUUCCCUUAGCGCAUACAUCCAGGCUGAACAAACAGCAUCUCCAGCUUGGAACUGUAUCUGCCGUUGGACUCAAAACCCUGUUGUAGUACAUUUGCUUUUGUUCCUGCCUUCAGUAAGUGCAAAGGCUCAGACUGAACAGCCUAACAGCAGCAUUUAAAUCACUAUUAUUUCCAUGUAACCUGUAGAAAAGUCAUUUUUCUUUGCUGUUCACUGUUUGCCAUUAUUGUAUCCUAGAUGCAAGCUUGCUAUUGUACUACUGGAUUUACUGCAUUCAGUUCUGAGGCUUCCAGCAUAAGAAGGACACGGACCUCGGCAGGGUAGCCUAGGGGAGGGACACAAGGAUGUUCCUCUCCUAUGAAGAAAGGUUGAUGGAGCUGUGCUUGUUCAGCCUGGAGAAGAGAAGGCUCCAGAGAAACCUUAUAGUGGCCUUCUACUACCUAAAGCGGGCCUACAGGGUCUGCAGUUGAGGAUGGAUUCUUUAUCAGGAAGUGUAGUGAUAGGGCAAGGCAUAGCUGUUUUAAUGUAAAAGGGGGGAUAUUUCUAUUAGAUAUAAGGAAGAAAUUAUUUUCUAAGAGUGUGAUAAGGCACUGGAACAGGCUGUCCAGAUAAGCUGUGGAUGCCCUAUCCCUAGAGGUGAGAGAAUGGCCUCAACUUGUGCCAGGGGAGAUUCAGGUUGAAUAUUAGGAAAAAAAACUUUUUUUUUUCCCUAGAGUGGUGAGGCAUUAGAACAAGCUGCCCAGGGAGGUAGUGAAGUCACUGUCCCUGGAGGUGUUCAAGAAAUGUAGAGAUGUGGCACUGAGGGACAUGGUUCAGUGGGCAAUACUAGUGGUAGAUGGUUGGACUAGAUGAUCUUAGAGGUCUUUUCCAACCUUAAUGAUUCUGUUAUAACAAGGCCACUUUAAGGAAAAAUGUUAAGUAUAAAUGAAUGCUUUCAGGUCUCUCUCAAUUCCCAGUCUUGUAGAAUAGACUGUCUGUGAGCUGGGACAGCACAGUGCAGUUUAAUGUUCACCUUGGCCUCUUCUGGUACUAAAGAGAAACACUCAUCCAGCCCCUUGUGCAUCUCCUGUCCCAUCUGUUCACUGCAGCAUGUGCUUUACUUCCACCUCCGUGCCUGGCACCAGUUUUAUCCCCAGCUGUCAGGACCAGUCCAACCAAACUAUCCCAGAGAGCCUUUGUUCAGGCAGAAAGCUGUUUAUUUACAUACAGAUGAGUUUGCUUGUUCUCUUCCACUUGGCGUUGAGAUUCAAGAGGCACCUGGCUCCUGGGAUGGUGCUGCUGCUGGUCUUAUGUCAAGCUGAGCUUGUGGCCAAAGGAUAAAGUCUCCCAUUAGGGGACAGCUUUCCGGGGUGUCUGCUCUUGAGCAGCAUUAAAAUACAUCUUACUUGAACAGAUUCUGGCCUUGUAUCAUCACAGAAAUGUUACCUAUGAUGGCAGGCUCUGCUAGCUUUCUUGUCUACAGGUUUUAUUUUAGUUCAGGAACAUUCCUAACUAACUGGGGAAGGCGAUGCUAUUCAGUGAUAAUCACAUUUGCAGAAGCUACCCCUAUAUUUUCAGGGCUAAGUUCAUUGUUACUGAGCCAUUGGUUAUUAGGUCUUCAGGCGUGUUUAAACAAAACACUCCAUUCUGGAUGUUGUUUCCAGGGAGCAUAUUUGAAAUUUCUAUGAAACCUCUGCAAGAUGCCUACAAAUUACUGCAUUUGUAAUAUUUUGUCCCCUCCAAAUAUAUGUUGUUAGGCAUUUAAUGGCCUGUCAUACUGAAACAUUUUCCUUGCCACCACUAAGUCUGCAAUCAGCACAGAAUGAAAUAUUAUGGAUUUAGGUAGCUUGUUCCCCUUCUUACUGCAAAUUAGUUUCUGAAGUGAAAACCUCAGGUUGCUGCACAUUAUUUUUCUCAACGUACAAUUUUCUGUUAGCUGACAUAAAUUAGAAAUUGAUUUCAUAAUCCUUCCCAUUCCGUCUGUUGCUUCGAAUAAGAAUGUAAUAAAUAAAUAAAUAAAUGUCUAGUAUGAUUCUGCUGUAAAAGAUGAUUUAAGAAAACUAAUCAAUUGCACAUAAGGCAAAUGUAUUUGUUUAUUCAAAUACAGCCGCUGAGCUUGUCAGUUUAUACGUAUCAGCUAAAUGAAGCUAGCUUUUGCUGCUUAGGCCAUGGAUCAUGGCUUUUAAUACAAUCAGAACUCUUUAGUAGCCUUUUGCCAAAUUAUGUGUGUUUUCCUAUGAAAGGCCACCAGAGAAAGAUUGGAAAUAUAGCUAAGACAGCAAACAAAAUACUGCAGUGUACAUCUACUAAUCUCUUUUUUUAGGUUUUUUAUAGAUGAAUACAAGAAUUUAGAGACACUGUUAGCAGUUUAUCUGCACAAACUUAGAAUUUUUAUGUUUCUUGGAAAGGAAGAUCAUUAAAUUAGCUUUUUCUUUUUUAUGAAUAGAUUUGGAAAGUUACUCUGGAAACUUUCUCCAGCACUUCUUACUGAGUAACAAGGACUGCAGGAAUCAACAGAGCUGUCGGUGUCUAAGAGUUGAUUAAGUUCAUUUCAGCAUACUGUAUAUUUCCGACACGAGAUGAGUUUUGGAGCACAGAAAAAUAAGUACAUUUCUUGCAAUUCUAAACAUCGGUUAACCUAACCUCAGCUUAGGCUAGGACUUUCCAGCAUGUCCAUGAAAGAUGACUGAUUCAGCAUUACUGAGGAGGUAUCGCCCUUCCAGUCUUUUUUGAGAAUACGAGAUAGAUUUUUGCAGUCAAACAUUUGCCUUAUUGUAAAAGCCGAAUGGGAUACAAGGGCUAACUGUCCAUCAUGGAUCUGGCAGGGACAUUAUUCUUCUUGGAUGUGUGCAGGAUACUGGGUAAUGUUAAUUAAAAAGAAACAUGUGAUAAUGUUUGCAUUAUUGGCAUAGAACCUGAGAAUGUUGAUCUAGCUAUUCGAUGUAUGAUAUUUUAGUAAACUAUUUUGUUACCAGAAA
Messenger RNA from Gallus gallus (chicken), 8198 nucleotides. It is a transcript of the gene B3GALT5, whose product is annotated as beta-1,3-galactosyltransferase 5. The transcript has 4 exons. Gene Ontology annotation, cellular component: membrane. Lineage: Eukaryota; Metazoa; Chordata; Aves; Galliformes; Phasianidae. The coding region runs from base 1904 to 2857 and encodes 317 amino acids. Gene Ontology annotation, molecular function: N-acetyl-beta-D-glucosaminide beta-(1,3)-galactosyltransferase activity. The record is from RefSeq and is a predicted model, not a curated record.